This is a messenger RNA of Anoplopoma fimbria (sablefish), 1780 nucleotides long. RefSeq names its product heat shock factor-binding protein 1-like. Lineage: Eukaryota; Metazoa; Chordata; Actinopteri; Perciformes; Anoplopomatidae. Gene Ontology annotation, biological process: cellular heat acclimation. The coding region runs from base 55 to 306 and encodes 83 amino acids. Gene Ontology annotation, cellular component: cytosol; nucleus. Gene Ontology annotation, molecular function: transcription corepressor activity. The transcript is spliced from 3 exons. The record is from RefSeq and is a predicted model, not a curated record.
ACUGAUGAGUGUGUGUUUUCUUUACAAUCAUUUUCACAACCCCAGUUUAAGGAGAUGAACAACAUUAUGGCCGAGAUUGAGAAUCCAUCGAAAGAUAAGAGUUCUGGUAGAGAAACCAUGUCAAACACAGACAUGACAGCGGUGAUGGAGAAAACGAUGCAGGGAGUCCAGGGAAGGUUUCAGACAAUGUCGGAGCAGCUGGAGACCAAACUCGAUGAGAUGGGAACCCGCAUCGAUGACCUUGAGAAGAACGUGUCUGAGCUCAUGACUCAGGCCGGCAUGGAGGAGCAGGCCGCUUCCAAGUAACAGCCCCCCCCUUUUGCUUAUCGGUUACAUGAGCUCUCGUCAUGUAACGGCCAAAAACUGAGGGCUUCCCGUUGAUUCGCCAACAGUGAUGUCACUUUGGUGGCGACCACAAAGUUGCACACGCUCAUCAAGGUGUCUUCAGUUUAUUUCUUACGACUUGAUCACUUUAAAGUUUAGCCAAAUGUGUGUGAUUUCCAAGGUGCAACCAUGCUGCUAAUAUAAUCUGUGUCUAUCCAACACGAAUCACAGGUUAAGUAGCCUUGAAACAUUUGUUGUUGUAACAUUUUGAUUAUGAUGACAGAAAACGUUUGUUUUUCUUUUUUUUUCAGAGCAUGUUCAAUCAAAUUACAGCUCUACCCUGUAGAGAUUUACUGUGAACAAACAUGGUUUUCUUUAUAUUUAAUGUUUUCUAACCAAAAUAUUCCUGUUUUUACACUCAAUGAAUAACAAACAUAUUGAAUGCAUUCACUACCUCAUUCAAUAAUCCUGUCUUGAAACCACAUGGUCUUCUCCACUUUCACUGCCACAAACUGAAGAUGUGCAUGUGCAUAAGAGUACAUUAGCUGGAUGUGUGUCCAGGGACAUGCAACGUCAAGACUUUAUUGUUCUACAGAGACUCUCGUCAUGGGAGGAAGGAAAUAUUAAAAUGUUUCCACCAAAGUGUUAGCAACCAAGUUGUUGACAGCAGAGCUAAGAACACAGUUGAGCUGAGCUCCUACUUAAACUGUUCUUCAGCUCCACUCUGAAGCCAAAACACACUAAUCACGUCAUUUCUACAAGGGUUUUAUUCUUCAAAAUAAGUGUUGCAUAGAGUGAAUUUAGAGUAAUUUUAUACACAGAUGAUUUAAAAAAAAAAAAAUCACUAAGAUCUGAACACAAUAAAAGCUCACUUAAAAUGAAAUAGUGGCACUUAAAAUGAGACAUUAUUGGAAGAAAAUCUAGUUUUGAACAAUGUACUAACCAAUGAUAAAAGCCAUUGAAAUGGUUACAACUGCUGAUUAAAUGUAAAUUAUUUGUUCAUAUAAAUACAGCUCAACAUAUCUGGUUACACAUUUAUAAUGUCCCAAUGAUACAAUUUAAAAAUGCAAUGUAAAGUGGCCUUAAUGGUAGAAGUGGUGAAUAUCACUCAUACAGUAGGUUGACAUUGUGCUAAGAGAGUUUUGCAAACUGAAGGAUAUUUUUUUUUUAUUAAUGACUUUAACUUAUCCUGAUGUCUGACAGAAUAUUGUUUAUCACAUCUAUGCAAUUUAUUUCUGAUCAUAAUUCUAUAUCAUGUAAAGUUCAACUGUGGAUCAUAUCCCGUGUCUUCCUCUGCUGAACCGGUGUGACCACCGCUGUUUAAUGCACAUGGUGCUGCACUCAGAUCAGCCAUCAGAUGACCUGAAUGGAUAAUAGAUACUGUAGUCAUGUGACUUUUUAUCACUGUGCACCAAAGUUAACAUGCAACAGCCAAAUAAAGAUUUUCUUAAAACAA